Messenger RNA from Fibroporia radiculosa, 2625 nucleotides. RefSeq lists its product as uncharacterized. NCBI's taxonomy places the organism in Eukaryota, Fungi, Basidiomycota, Agaricomycetes, Polyporales, Fibroporiaceae. The record is from RefSeq and is a predicted model, not a curated record. Gene Ontology annotation, biological process: maturation of SSU-rRNA. Gene Ontology annotation, molecular function: RNA helicase activity; ATP binding; nucleic acid binding. The transcript is spliced from 20 exons. The coding region runs from base 1 to 2625 and encodes 874 amino acids.
AUGUCCAAAAAACAGACCUAUCCGUUCUGGCUCGGAGGAGUCGCGGGAUCUUUGGCAGCAUGCUGCACGCAUCCUCUCGACCUGACGAAAGUGCGAAUGCAGACCAUACCCUCGGCUCCGGGUGUCAAGCGGCCGUCGAUGUUCUCCGUCAUUCGAAGCACGGUCGCUGAGUCUGGCGUCAGAAGUCUCUACACUGGCCUCACGGCAUCGUUAUUGCGGCAGAUGUCUUAUUCGCUCGUUCGACUGGGAACUUACGAGGCUAUGAAGGAGCGUCUUUCUGAAAAUGGUCCACCUUCUUCGGGUCCACUUCUGGUGGCUGCAAUGGCCGCGGGUGGUCUGGGUGGUAUCGCUGGUAACCCCGCAGAUAUAUUGGUAGUGCGCAUGACCAGUGAUUCUGUCCGUCCACCCGAAAAACGAUAUAACUAUUCGAACGCAAUAACCGGGCUGGCGGCGCUCGUCAAGAAUGAGGGUGCGAGGGGUUUGAUUAGAGGUCUGGGCACCAACACUACUAGAGCGAUCUUGAUGAAUGGCUCGCAAGUAUGGUCUUAUGACUUUACCAAGUCGAUCCUGUUGCACAGCCGUAUACCAUUCGUCAACUACGAAUUCCGUGACAACCUUGCUUUACACACGGUCGCUAGCACUAUUGCUGGAACGGUGGCUACGACCGUCUGCUCUCCCGCAGAUGUGAUGAGAUCUCGUUUGAUGUCUGCGACCGGAAAAACUAAUCCCGUAGAGGUGUUCACGCGAUCACUUCGGGAGGAAGGUUUUGGAUUCCUGUUCAAAGGCUGGACACCCGCUUUUAUUCGACUUGGACCCAACACUGUUUUCAUGUUCAUUUUCCUAGAGCAUAUUGUUCAUUCUGUCUGGCUGUACGCUCUUUCUUCGCCUUUCUACGGUCACAAUAUGGAGGCAUUUCAGUUACUUUCGCGAGGAGGUGCAAAAUUUGACAAAAACAAGUUCAAAGAUGAUUUCCGACUGUUUGACAAGACUGAACGCCAAAGGGAUAAGGCAAAAGCUGCAGUUAAGUUCGCGGACGGAGAGCUGCCUCCUGAACUGGAUUUCUUCAAAUAUGCUCAGGGUGGUGCUCCAAAGCGUAAAGAAACUGAAUCUGGAAGUUUAGGGAGGGUCGGGGAAGAAGUGGGCGGUACACAGAUGAAGAGGCGGAGGACGGAGCCCACCGAUAGUCAAGAUGAGGACAGCCCGCCCAUACCGAGACAUCGUGUUACUGCGAAGGGUUCUAACGUCCCAAAGCAUAUAGAAUCUUUCGAGGAUCUACAAGAAAGAUACAAGCUACACACGCAGCUGCUUUUCAAUCUUUCGGACAGUGGAUUCAAGCGACCAACUGGGAUACAGUCUCAUGCCAUACCUAUACUCUUAGAGUCAAGGGACCUUGCCGCAAUUUCACCAACGGGUACUGGAAAGACAUUAUCGUAUCUUCUGCCUAUUAUUUCUUCACUGGGUAGCCCAUCGGCCAAAUUGAAGAAUGACUGUGGCCCCGGUGUACGCGCACUUAUUCUGGCUCCAACGCGUGAGCUAGCCCAUCAGAUCCACAACGAGUGUCUCAAGCUGGCGCAGGGCCGAAAAUGGAGAAUUGUUCUCUUUAGUAAGGCGACUGCUAGCACGUUGGCAGACAAAAGCGUACAGGAUAAAGUGGAUAUAAUUAUCAGCACGCCGUUACGAAUGGUCUCGGCCCUUCAAGCCGGCAGUCUAGAACUUCGAAAUGUUCGACACCUCGUUCUAGACGAAGCAGAUCGGAUGCUUGAUGCCGAGUUUCUCACACAAGUGCAAGAGAUCAUCACCGCGUGUAGUCAUCCACAAGUCCAGAAAGCUGUGUUCAGCGCAACGCUACCGGCUGGUGCGGAGAAGAUCGCCAUGGACAUGCUCCGUGAUCCUAUACGCAUCGUUGUAGGCCUUAAAGACACUCCUCUUCCCCUCAUUGCGCAGUCGCUCACUUACGUAGCUGAUGAUCCCUCAAAAUUGCCAACGCUUUUACAGUAUCUCUCUCAGCCGUACAAUCCCCCUGUUCUUAUCUUUGUUUCCUCGCAGCCGCGAGCAACGUCGCUGGCUGAGGAGCUGGUGCUUAAUGGUGUGCUGAAUGUAGAUUGUUUGCAUGCCGGUAUGAGCAAGAAGGAACGAGAGGAUGCAGUAUCGCGUAUGCGCCGCGGGGAGAGCUGGGUCAUGGUCAGUACCGAAGUCAUGGCCAGAGGUAUGGACUUCAAAGGCGUGAGAGAAGUCAUCAAUUACGACUUCCCUCAAAAUGUGCAGAGCUACGUUCACCGGAUAGGUCGCACAGGGCGUGCAGGUAGAGAGGGAAAGGCGAUAACAUAUUUUACAGAUGAGGACUCUCCCUACCUGAAGACGAUAGCCAAUGUUCUUCUGCAAUCGGGUUCAUCGGUGCCUGAGUGGAUUCUGAAGUUACCGAAGCCGUCGAAGAUGAAGCGUCGACAAAUGGGCAAGAUCAAGCGCUCAGAGACGGUCAACAAAGCCAGCAAUAUUGGUCGGAAUGAUGCGAUAAAGAGGAGGGAAAUGAUAGCUGGAUCGAAAAGGCGGAAGGAAAAGACCGAACGACAGGUAUCGACAGCCGAAUAUGGGGCUGACGCGGAGGAUGGUGACGAGGAGAGCUGA